Messenger RNA from Erinaceus europaeus (western European hedgehog), 495 nucleotides. RefSeq names its product translationally-controlled tumor protein-like. The coding region runs from base 1 to 495 and encodes 164 amino acids. The transcript has 2 exons. The record is from RefSeq and is a predicted model, not a curated record. Gene Ontology annotation, cellular component: cytoplasm. NCBI's taxonomy places the organism in Eukaryota, Metazoa, Chordata, Mammalia, Eulipotyphla, Erinaceidae. Gene Ontology annotation, molecular function: calcium ion binding.
AUGACCAUUGCAUAUUCUCACUUGUUUUCUUCUUCAAAGUGCCGCCAUUUUCUCCCUCCAGCCGCCACUGUAGUUUUCUCCCAGGAUCAGUUACAAGAUCCAGGUGCUAGAGGUGAAGCUGUUUGUGGGCUAGGGGAAGAAGAGAUGGUCAGUAGAACAGAGGAUAACAUUGAUGACAGCUUAGUGGCAGAAAUACCUCCUCUGAAGGCCCGAAGAACGGAGGUCCCAGAAAACAUAGUAUUCAGUGAUGCUAUCAUGAAUCAUAACUUACAGGAAACUAGUUUUAUUACAGAAGUCUACAAAAAGUACAUCAAAGAUUACACAGAAUCAGUAAAAGGCAAACUUGAAGAGCAGAGACCAGAAAGAGUAAAAUUGUUCAUGACAGGGGCUACAAAGCAAAUCAAAUGCAUCCUUGUUAAUUUCAAAAUCUACCAGUUCUUCACUGAUGAAAACGUGAUUGUUGUGAUGGAUUGUUGUGAUGUGAGGAUAAUGUGA